UAUGCAAAGAUUGUACCACUGUACCAAGGAGCCCUCGGCACGGUCUGCGUCACUUGGUCUGUGGCAGCAACGCAAGCAAGUGUGUGGUAGCACGCGACAGGAAGCGCGCGCUUAUCGCGGCUAAAACUACUCGGACUAAAAAGGGCACACAAUCGGCCACAACGGAUUCGAUUCGUUGCAGGUUUUAAGCAUUCGUUGUGCUGUGUGAAGUGUUGUGUUUCGUUAUGCUGCUGCACCCAGCACGAUCUUGGGAAACAAUCGUUUGAAUGUAUUUCUAAACUUAAUCUAACGACAGCGUGCGUUUUCUGUAGAUCGUGAAUAGAAACGGUGAACAACAAGCAGAGGCAUCUUUAAGUGAAAAGAUCACAAUUGUGCAGCAUUCUGACAAAUUGUCCCAGAGGAUCGUCCUUAUCAGUAUCAAUUAUGCAAGCCAUCGGCUACAAUGAGCGAUUUUUCGUCGACAAUUACUCCACCAUGGACGAGGACGAUGAGCUGUAUCUGAGCUACGACUGGUCAUCGGACGCGAUGUCGAUUAAAAGUGCCGGAAGUGACUCAAGCAAAUCGGAUGACAUUGACCAGAACGGCGAGCGGCUCUCGUUGGCGUACGAACGAUUGUCACAGAUCCCGCGCAAAAUCGCCGAGAAGUUCUCCCGCACGACGACGAUCCUCGAUUUGAGCUACAAUGAAAUCAAAGACCUCUCCUUCCUGACACACUUCCGGCAGCUGAACACACUCAUCCUGGACAAGAACGUACAACCGGACGAGCGAACGCUACCGACCCUUCCCAACCUGGAGCUGCUCUGGCUCAACCACUGUGAUAUCAUUAACCUGCAGAACUGGAUCUAUCGCAUCCGCGAAUGCUGCCCCUCGCUCAAGUACCUAUCGCUGAUGGGUAACCCGGGUGCGACCUCCUCCUUCAACGGCAACUCCACGCUCGAACACAACGACUACCGGCUGUUCGUGAUCAGUAUUCUACCGCAGUUGCGCUACCUGGAUGACGCAGAAGUGACUGCCGCCCAGCGUACGCAGGCGAAAAGCUUCAAGCACAGCUACAACCUUAACCAGGGACCGUACAACAUCUUCGAGACGGUAGGGCGUCGUCAGCAGCCGGUACUGCUGCCAAGUGGGGUCGAUGCUCUAACCACAACACCACCGGUAACAGCAACAGCAACGGUUAAGACAACGCCAACGACGACCUCGACGGUAACAUCAACCUCUAAGCAGUCACCAGCAGCUUCGACGAAGGUGUCCAGCACCGCACAGAAGAAACCCCGAAAGCGUCGCAACGGUGCCACACAGUCACAGGGAAAUUCGUAAUUACCUUCCCUACACGAGGCACGGAAGGUGGCUAGUGUUGCAAGGUGUGCUUCCAUUUUUUUUGUAAUAAACAAUUGACCUCAAAGCAUUAUACGAAUGCUUUGUGCACGAUUACAGCAAAAACAUAAA
Anopheles arabiensis is the source of this 1446-nucleotide messenger RNA. RefSeq names its product leucine-rich melanocyte differentiation-associated protein-like. Lineage: Eukaryota; Metazoa; Arthropoda; Insecta; Diptera; Culicidae. The coding region runs from base 424 to 1317 and encodes 297 amino acids. The record is from RefSeq and is a predicted model, not a curated record. The transcript has 4 exons.